Molecule: messenger RNA, 1747 nt
Organism: Scomber japonicus (chub mackerel)
Lineage: Eukaryota; Metazoa; Chordata; Actinopteri; Scombriformes; Scombridae
Product: tyrosine-protein kinase receptor TYRO3
Exons: 10
Coding region: 114-1382 (422 amino acids)
Biological process (GO): cell surface receptor protein tyrosine kinase signaling pathway; positive regulation of kinase activity; multicellular organism development
Cellular component (GO): signaling receptor complex
Molecular function (GO): ATP binding; transmembrane receptor protein tyrosine kinase activity
Source: RefSeq, a predicted model, not a curated record
AUUCACAAAUCUUAGAGAAUAUAACACCAGCCCCUCAGCACCAGAGACGCUUCACCUUGUGGGUGAUAAUCGGUGUUUUAUUUGGUAGCCUGUUGCUCGUGGCUGUAAUCCCCAUGGCUGUGUGUACUAUGCGCAGAAAGUACACUGAACUCAGGUCUGAGCACGAAGUAGAGCUUUUGCCGAUGAACACUGGAAUCUCCUACCGACGUGAACAAGAGCCGGAGGUUACACCCCAGCAGGCUGACAGCAUGGUCCAGUUGUUGGAGGGGAUCAGUGGAGGGCUGUUGGACAACCUGAAGGAAGUCCUGGUUGAGAGAAACCAGCUCACACUGGGCAAGGAACUCGGCAAAGGAGAGUUUGGCUCAGUCUACGAAGGAAUCUUUUCAUCACAGGAAGGCACGGAUAUCAAGGUUGCUGUGAAGACCAUGAGAGUUGGAAUCCACAGCCAGCAGGACUUACAUGAGUUUUUGAGUGAGGCAGAUAUCAUGAAGAACUUUCAUCAUGAUAAUGUGGUCAGACUGCUUGGGGUCACCUUACAAAGAGAGCAGGAUUCUCCUCUGCCUAUUCCUCUGGUCAUCUUGCCAUACAUGAAACAUGGAGACUUGCGCCGCUUCCUCAUUGCUACACGCUAUGGUGAUAUUCCUAUGUUUGUACCCCAUCAGAGUCUCCUGCGCUUCAUGAUCGACAUCGCGGCAGGCAUGGACUACCUGAGCUCACAGGGCUUUCUGCACAGAGACUUGGCUGCACGCAACUGCAUGCUGGGUGAUGACCUGAGGGUGUGUGUGGCUGACUUUGGCCUUUCAAAGAAAAUCUACAGCAACAAUUAUUAUCGUCAGAGAGUAGCAAUCCGUGUGCCCAUCAAGUGGAUGUCCAUGGAGAGUCUGUCUGAGUCCAUCUACACCACCAAGAGUGAUGUGUGGUCAUUUGGGGUGACAAUGUGGGAGAUUGUGUCCCGGGGAAAGACUCCCUAUCCUGGAAUCCACAACCAUGAGCUGCUUGACAUGCUGCUGUCAGGUCACAGACUCAAAGCACCAAAUGACUGCGACCAGAAACUUUAUGAAGUCAUGCGGAGCUGCUGGGAUGAGGAGCCGACCCGGAGGCCUGGCUUCAGGGAACUGGGCGAGGCAUUGAAAGCUCUUCUGUCUGAGCUGCCGGUCCUGGAGGCCAGCCAGGAGGCCAGCUACAUCAACCAGGGCCUGGAGGUAGCUGCCGCCACUGCUGCUGCUGCUACUUCUCAAGACCCACAGAUAGACUUUGGGGGAAGAGAGGGAAAUGUCUACUUGCCCACUCCUGUUGGAGCUGCUGCAGCCAGAGAGGAAGAUAUAGAAGAAGAGGAUGGCUACCUUAAGUGUGCUCCUGGCUCAGCAGUUAAAGUGGAUUAAAGUGGACUUAUGAAAUGCGUUUGUGAUAGAAUGAUAGAGAUGUAUGUAUGUGUGUAAACUGCUCAGGGACAUUUUAAGGCUGGGAGGGGCACCCAGGAGGGUAGAGGCCAGUCAUAAAUCUGAUUGCCCACCAUAGAUGCCCCUCUUAUUAAAUCUGCAAGUUGACGAAGAUGAAAAACUGUCAGGAACUAAAACCUUUUGCACUUUUUAAAAGAAUGUUUGUAUAUCUGUUACUAUAAAAUAUAUAUUUUUAGAUUAGGUACAGAAGUGUAUGGAAGAUCAUUACUGUCAGGAAAAUGACGAACAUAUGAAAUAUUAGGAAUGAUUCAAAAGAGUACACUAAUAUUACAUUUUAGACACAAAGA